Messenger RNA from Aspergillus alliaceus, 1212 nucleotides. RefSeq lists its product as uncharacterized. The coding region runs from base 1 to 1212 and encodes 403 amino acids. NCBI's taxonomy places the organism in Eukaryota, Fungi, Ascomycota, Eurotiomycetes, Eurotiales, Aspergillaceae. The transcript is spliced from 5 exons. The record is from RefSeq and is a predicted model, not a curated record.
AUGCCACCGGAAGAGCUCGAGGCGCUGCUCGCCGCGCCGGCUCUCGCACCACCGCCCGGAGUCACGCCGAAUUUCGACAAUCCUCACAACGGCAAUGGUUAUGCCUGGGGUAUCACCACGGUCUGUAUGAUUGUUGCUACACUAUGUCUAUUCCUACGCUGGUACGUUCGGAUAUGGUUGGACCGGAAAGUGCGUAUCGAGGAUGCGCUUACAAUCUGUGCAUAUGGAGCUUACUGCGGGACGGCCUACGCUGCAUAUGGGAUGAUCUCUACCCCCGGCUACUAUGUCCACACCUGGGACCUUCGUAACAAAGACUUGAUCCGACCACUCUAUCUUAUUUUUGUAUAUGGCUGCUGCUACUCCGCAGUCCUCCCGUUGAUCAAGACAGCUAUCUUGAUGGACUGGUGUCGAGUCUUCGUCAUGGUUGAUCGACCCAAAAGCUUUUUCUGGUGGGGCUGCACGAUAGUAUCAUUCAUUCAGUGCCUGUGGGGUGUUCUAUGCAUCACAUUGCUGAAUACACAAUGUCGCCCGCAUAGGGCGAUCUGGGAAUUUUAUCUUCCGAGCAAAUGCUACUCGCUUCCGGACGUGAUGCUUUGUUCAGCCAGUGUGCAGGUAAUCUCUGACGUGACCAUGUUCUUGCUACCCCAAAAAAUGAUCUGGGGCCUACAAAUGAGCUGGCAGAAAAAGAUGGGUAUUUCGGUUAUUUUUGGAGUUGGUAUCCUCGCGUCUAUCGCAGCAUGUUUCCGUCUAGCCCACACAGCCAACUUUGCCAAAUCAACCGACCAGAUGUACUUUAUCGGACCUCUCCUAUUCUGGGCCUGCGCCGAGAUGACUUGUGGUUUCUUCAUCUUCAGCGUACCCUGUCUAUCGAAGCUAGCCAUGGAAUCUGGGCUGCGUAGAAGGCUGUCGAGCGUUCUCGACCUCAGUGACAAGUCGGUCAGCGUCCCUUCAGAUCAGGGUUCCAAACCACAAGGAGGGUCGCACCCUAGACUUAAGCCUUGGAGUAUCUCAGACACCACCUAUUCGAAGAUCGAGGAGGGUAAUAUCAUACCGUUGACAAAUGUGUCGUGGCCACAGGGAAACCUAUGUGAGGAGUCCCACUCGAACGAUGGAAAUAACACUAUGCAAGUGAUUCGCACGAUGGAUGUCAGUUCUGCUGACCCAAAUUCUAGCUUUCAACUGAAGGAUCACCGCAUUCCUUGGGUAUCUUAG